AUGGAAAACAUACUAGGAUCGGGUGACUCCAAGCAACCAGUGACAGAUGAGGAACGUGAACAACUUGCUAAACGUCUUGAUGAAGAUUUAGAUAAUUUUAUAGACAAUCUACAGAAAACACCAUAUAAAGAUGGUUGGAAAGAAGAGACUUGGCGUGAGGAAAUGGAAAAGCACCCAUUUUUUAUGACUAAGCCUCCUGAACCAGAAGAUCAACCAUCCCCCUUAGUCGAGGGCUUGCAAAAUCUUCGGUAUGAUCCAGAUGAUAACACUCCCGAAGAGUUGGCCACUAAACAUAAGGAUGACGGAAAUUUUAAUUUUAAGUGUCGUAAAUAUAAAUUGGCCAUAAUGUCAUAUCAAGAAGGCCUUAAACUAGAUUUUCAAAAUAAUGAACUCCGUGCUCAAAUGUUCAAUAAUAUGUCUGCUUCACAUUAUUUUUUAAAAAAUUUUAGAUCAAGUUUGACAGCUGCUGAACAAGCUCUCAAAUUGAAAGCAGACUAUGAAAAAACCAUAUUAAGGGCAAUAAAUUGUUGCAUUCAGUUGAAAGAGUUUGAUAAAUGUUUAGAUUUUUGUGAUAAAUAUUUGGAAUUUGUACCAGAGGAUAAUAAUGUUAUAAAAAUAAAAAAAGAAGCAAUCAAAUCUAAAAAAAUCAUGGAGAUGGAAAAAAGAAAAGUUACAAAGAUUCAAAAACAAAAGGAAGCGGAUCAAGCAAGGUUGUUAUUUGAGCUUAAUAAAAGACAGUUGCACAUAAUUGGCAAAAAAGAUGGUCCGAUUAAAGAAUUAGCAAUACUUGAUCCAAGAGUGCCUGGUUUAGUACAGCCAGUACAUUUAGUCGAAAAUCGUCUUGUGUGGCCAGUUGUUUUUUUAUAUCCUGAGUAUAAAACUUCUGAUAUGAUCCAAGAGUUUUAUGAAGAUUCUACGUUUUAUAUUCAUUUAAUAGAAAUGUUUUCUGAAAGACCAGAAUGGGAUAUUGAUGGAAAAUACAAUGCGGAUGUUGUAAAUGUUUAUUUUGAAAUUGUAAAUGAACACAAGGCUGGCACAAAAGUUACAAAAAUAGAUGCAAAAUCAUGCACAUUGUUUGAAGCAUUGACAUUACUGAGGUGUCCAAUUGACAAUGGAACACCAGUGUUUUUGAUUUUCAUUGCCGGAAGUCAGUUUGAGAAAGAAUUCUUAGCAGAAGUACCGUAA
Molecule: messenger RNA, 1185 nt
Organism: Macrosiphum euphorbiae (potato aphid)
Lineage: Eukaryota; Metazoa; Arthropoda; Insecta; Hemiptera; Aphididae
Source: the annotation of a GenBank genome assembly